Molecule: messenger RNA, 2070 nt
Organism: Magallana angulata
Lineage: Eukaryota; Metazoa; Mollusca; Bivalvia; Ostreida; Ostreidae
Product: E3 ubiquitin-protein ligase TRIM71-like
Exons: 3
Coding region: 178-1914 (578 amino acids)
Biological process (GO): positive regulation of DNA-templated transcription
Cellular component (GO): nucleoplasm; chromatin
Molecular function (GO): ubiquitin-protein transferase activity; zinc ion binding
Source: RefSeq, a predicted model, not a curated record
UGCGGCUCUCUCCACUGCACUGAUUCUUAAAGCCAUCAGUCAGGCGGCGUCAGCGUGUGGGUUGUUGAGUAAAUCACAAAGAGACUGCUGCUCAACCAGGAAGUAAAUCACACAAGUCUUGUAUUUUCUCACUCUGAUCUCAGGGCGUCACCAGGUUACCCUGCUACAGAACUAAAGAUGGCAUUAUCUGAAUCCCAAGCACCACCCGACGCCCAGCAUUAUUUGGUGUGUGGCACUGAAGACUGUGAGAAGAACUGCCAGUUUUAUUGCAAUGACUGUCACCAACCAAUGUGUGAACAAUGCAGAGAUAAACACCAGAAGAAUAAGAAAACCAAGAACCAUGAAGUGGUCCAUUAUAAACAACGCAAACGUCGAAUUCCUGUAGAGAAAUGCAAAAUCCACCCCACAAAAGACAUAGAACUUCUCUGUGAGGAAUGCCAGAUUCCUAUUUGUUCUAAAUGCACAGCCACAAAAGAACAUCGCGACCACGUUUUUACUGACCUAAACAUUGUCUUUGCUGAAAAGGUAUCGCAAUAUCAAGAGGAAAUUGACAAAAUUCGAAAUUAUUUUGAGCCAGUUUCUCAAGACGUGAAAAUGGAAAUUGCUGGAGAUGUCACAGAAAUAAAGAAGAUCAUGGAAGGUAUAAGAACAGCAAUGGGGGCUGAAGCUGAGUCUGUGAAAAGAAUGGUUGAUGCAGUCACAUCAGAUAAUAUAGAACAAGUCAACAAAAUAGAACAGUUAUCAUUAGAAACAUUAAACGGCCAAAACCAAGAAAUAGAUGACUACAUCAACUAUCUCAAUGAUUUAAUCCAAACGUUUUAUGGUUACCUAUCUCCCUCAUACAUAGAACAAAUAACAUUUGCUCUCAAAUCAAAAAGCCUUAAUAUUCGACCUGUGCCAGAGACAUCCAAACCAGUCCCACCCGUAUUUACUGCUGGUCAACAUAGCAAGGAAUAUGUCGCCAAAUUACUUGGUAUAAUAACUGUUCCCAACCCAAAAGCAGAAAACAGAAAAAUAAAACCCAUGGAGACUGCCUCUACACAGUUGAAAUCUACAGGGAAACAGAGGAAACAAGACAGAGAGAAAUCUGACGUGAAACAAACACUGUCUCUGUCUUCCUCUGCCACCAAGGUCAGGGAGUACACAGUACCAGGUGUUGAUCGUUUAUUUCAUAUAUCACUAGGUAAAUCAGGCAGACUCUGGGUCAGUGAUUGGAAUGGUAACCUUGUCCAAACAGAUAUACAGGGGAAUCAGCUACAGAAGAUACAAACCAGUAGUGAAGAUGAAGGCUACCACACAGUCACACAGGACGGGAAUCUGAUCUAUACAGACAAACGCAACAGAAUCAUCAAUAGGAGAACACCGGAUAAUACAAUCACUGAAUUCAUUAAAACAGAAGACUGGACACCACUCAGUAUACACUCCUCCCAUACCAACGGGGACAUACUGGUGGGGAUGCAAAAGGCUGGAGAGCCCUCUAAAGUCACCAGGUACAACAAGACAGGGACAGAAAUACAGAACAUACAGAGAGACAACAAAGGACAGGGACUGUAUAGUACACCACACUACAUCACAGAAAACAUCACUGGUGAUGUCUGUGUAUCAGACUAUAGCAAACAUGCUGUAGUGGUGGUGAAUAAAUCAGGACAACACAGGUUCUCCUACACAGGUCAGGGGUCAAGGUUUGAUCCCUAUGGAAUUUGUACUGAUGUACUCGGUCACAUCCUGGUGUGUGAUGCUAUCAGUGACACAGUUCAUCUCCUGAAUCGGGACGGUCAGUUCUUGUCUCUACUACUCACAUCACAAAAAGAGGUAGAGGAUCCCCGUAGUGUGUGUGUGGAUGAUGAGAACAAUCUUUGGGUGGGACAACGGUGGUUCACCAACGCAGUGACAGUGUACAAGUAUCUACAGUGAACUUAUACAUGUAUGUCCAUACAAUAACUAGGUUCUGUGUGUGUGUUGUGAGACAAUGUAACAACAACACUGUGAUAGUGUACAGUUACUGGUAUCUACAGUGUACAUUGAAGUACAUGUACAUCAUUUAUGUAACCAUGUUUAUUCGUAUAUGUA